Tilletiopsis washingtonensis is the source of this 2872-nucleotide messenger RNA. RefSeq lists its product as hypothetical. Lineage: Eukaryota; Fungi; Basidiomycota; Exobasidiomycetes; Entylomatales. Bases 62 to 2560 code for a protein of 832 amino acids. The transcript has a single exon. The record is from RefSeq and is a predicted model, not a curated record.
GCGGACCUCGAGCUCUCUGCUCUCUCCACUCACCACACACCCCUUCCGUCCAUCUCUCGACAUGGCCGCCACGGCGGCAGGAGGCGCUUCGGCAGCGCUCCUGCGCCGCAGUGCGCGCGCAGCCUCGUCGCAUGCUGCCUUCUUCGCCGCCGCCCGCGCCGUGCUGCUCCCGCCGGCACCAGCACCGCGCCGCCGAGCCUCGCCGGCGCGCCAGAUGCCGUCGCCUCGCUCGUACGCAUCACUCUCUGCGGCCGGCCCGAGCUCUGCUGCAUUCGAUACCGCACCUCUGCUCUUCCACGACGUGCUCGUCGAGUCGUGGGACUGGAGCCGCCGCGCUGUCCGCGACUCGGCCGCCUCGAGCGAGGCGCAUCGCGCCCUGGCGCGGGCCUGGGCACAGCCACACGAGGAGUCGCAGCCGCUCGUCUCGACCUCGUAUCACUGGGAGCGGCUGGCAGACUCAGCCUUGCAGCCGCGGCUGGCUGUCGCAAAGCCGCAACUGUCCGUGCAGCGCGACGCAGCCUCGUCGUCGCGCCUCUCGACUGAGCACCUGCUCCGCCUCAUCUCAGGCGGCCGGGUGCUAGAGGCGAUGCAUCUCUUCGAGACUGCUCUGCAGCGAAUAAGCGUCCCACGGCUUCAGCAUCUUGCGUCGGAUGCUCGGCGCAACUUGUCCGCGCUGGACGAUCUGCUCGGUGCAGAGGGCCUGCUCAGGCCAGCUGCGAUCGAGGCCAUGAUCCUCUCAAUCGCGGCGCAGGCCAAGCGGCCCAUAUGCCGGGGCGCUGUCGCCACCCGGGCGUCGUGGCAGCCGAGCCACCUGCCGGAGCAACUCGACUUCUCUGCCCUCGGACGCGAGCAUCAGUCGAUGUUUGCCAUUGCUGCACUCUACGACGCACUGCUGCAACUGGGCUUCAUGCCCUCUUCGCGCAUCGCGGCGCUCCUCAUCGAGAUCGCAACACCGUUGCUGCGUACUGACAAGAUCGAGGCCUUCGUCGAUGCUCAGCUCCGCGCGGCAGGCGGCGCUAUCGCUCGCGGCCGAGAGGAGAGCUACAGCAUGCCUGGCGAGAGGCUGGAUCGCGGCUGCUUCGGUCUCGAUGCGGUCGAGCAGGCAGUGCUGGCGUACGGCCGCGCACAGGUGCCAUGGCGCGGCGAAGCGCUGCUUGCCUGGUGGAGUUGCCGCGCCAACGACCGAUCACGGUACCUCGCACCAAUCGCCAUCGCGCGCUUCCCAGCGGCGGCGCAGUCGAAGAACUCUCUGAGCGCUCCAGACGAGAUCACAAUAGCCGGAUGGUCGUCGUCUCCCCGCAUCUGGGUUUCGCUGAUCGCAGCACGGGCGCAGUCGGGCGACUUGAGUGGCGCGAAGGUCUGGCUCGAGCGCUAUCGAGCGCUAGCAAAGACGAGCGGAGCGCCGCCAGACUCGGCACCGUAUGAGGCUUUUGCGCGCGCAUGCACGGGCCCGGCCUUGAUGCCUCGCUUCACUGGCUGGAGACCGCGGCCAAGAGAGAUGGAGGACGAGACCGAAGAGCAAGUAGCGCGCGAUGCCGAGCAAGAGGACGUUGUGCCUGUCGCCCACGCCCGCACGCUUGCGAUGCGCGCCGUCCUCGAUGCAGCCGUGUCCGACGGGAUCGGCAUCUCCUCGAGGCUCGGUGGCCUGGUCAUCUCCUUCGAGGCAAGCUGCGGGCGCACGCACGAGGCUGCCUCGCUGCUAGUGCAGCUGCUCGAUCGCGCGCUCACGCCUCGCCCGACGACGGGCGCUACCACUCGGUCGUCGCAGCAGCGCACGUCUCUCGACUGGCCGCUGUGCAUCGCUGUCUUCCGCGUCUACGAGCGUCUCGCCUUGGCCUCUCCCGGCACGACGCCCACGCUCGCCGCCUUCCUGCCGGCUGCGCCAGCCUCGGCCGCUGCUCUGCGUCCCUUCUCUACGCUGCGCGGGGUCGUCCGCGCCCUGGCCGCCUCGCACUUCGAGCUUACUCGCGGCAACGCUAAGCGGCACAGCAUGUACAGCAAGCCGAACAUGCUCCUCGCCGCGCUGCGAGCUGCGCUGCUCUCGUGCGACUUUGCGCUGGCACGCGCGGUCCUGCAGAUGCAUCAGGCAUGGCACGUCGCUGUCGCCAAGACCUGCAAGGACGAGAUCCGCCGCGCCUACGCCUACCACUUCUGGUCCGGCAACUCCUCGCUGGGCGAUGCACAUGAGGCCGUGCUGGACUCCGUCGGAAGCGAGGAAGGAGCUUUGUCUGACACGACGGGCUAUUCCGAGGAGGGAGCAUCUGAAGGCAGUGUGCAGCAGCGCUUCACGGUACCGGCACCGAGCGUGCAAGAGGUCAUGGCGGAGCCCUUCUCGCUGCUCGAUGAGCUCAUCGUGCGACAGACGGUCAAGGACCGCUGCGACGACACGGCGGCAGCUCACGAGCUUUCGAGCAUGUCUGCGGAACAGCGCAGCGAGCUCGUCGAGGAGGCGCUUCGCGGCGUCUGUCUCGACUUGGGCCUGUCGCGGGACUUCGCUGCGCUGUCAAGCGGUGACGCGACUGAGGCGCAGCCGGACCUGCCGUGUGUGAAAGCAGCGUAGCUGGACAGAUCUCACCAUCUACCAAUGACAUUCCUGCGGCACCUCUUGCUGCGCUGUAUUGAGCCUCACGCCGGGCGUCGUGACAGAGAGCAUUCGCCGGCGAACGCGCGGGCAGGCUGUCGCCUUGCCCCUUUGGGGUUGAUCUUGUCUGUCUGUGAUGAUGCCGCCAGAGUCCGGGCAGUCUCUGAACCUUGGCUUCGCUCUGAAGGGCAGAGAGAGAAAGGUCUCUGAGGAACGUGGGCACCCUGUAACGCGCGCGCGCCAUGGUCGGGUGUUGCUCACGCGGCGCGCCGCGGCGCGUGUCGUGCUCUC